AGAAUUUUCUUUGCUAACACUAUUGCAAAAAGUGUCAAAACAAAUACUCUACUUAAACAAUGAAGCAAAACAAAAGUUUUUCUCAACUCUUUUUCAUGUCCUUAUUAAUGCUUAUGGUUUAUGUGGAUGCAAGGAAGACUAACAUGAAGAAAAAACUUCACAAACAUCCCAAAGAAUCACAUCCUCUUCCUCAUUUUGAUCCUCAUCCAACACAACUAAACACUUUUGAUGUUAUGUCUUUUGGUGCAAAAGGCAAUGGCGUUUCUGAUGAUUCAGAGGCAUUUCUAGCUGCAUGGAAAUGUGCAUGCAAAGUUUCUGGUGCAACAAUCAAAGUUCCAGCAAAAUUCAACUUCCUCAUUAAGCCUAUUACUUUACAAGGCCCUUGUAUGCCUGAUCUUACACUUCAGAUAGAUGGAACAAUAUUGGCUCCUUCAGAAGUAUCUUCAUGGCCAAAAUCCAGUUUGUUUCAGUGGAUAAAUUUCAAAUGGUUGCAGAACUUUACUAUCAAAGGUUAUGGCACUAUUAAUGGUCAAGGCUCUAAUUGGUGGACCUCCUCAGAACUUUAUGAUAUACAGGUAAAAAAAAAAACUCACUCUAAGCAAAUUCCAAGCAUGAAGCCAACCGCUAUAAGAUUCUACUCUAGCAACCUUAUAAAGAUUAUAGAUAUCAAAAUCAUAAACAGUCCUCUAUGUCAUCUUAAAUUUGACAAUUCAAAGGGAAUCAAAGUUGAUAAUAUUACAAUAUCUUCCCCUGAAAAUAGCCCAAACACUGAUGGAAUUCACUUGCAAAACACACAUGAUGUAGAAAUUCAACAUUCUAAUAUUGGAACUGGAGAUGACUGUGUGUCCAUCCAAACUGGUUGUUCUAAUAUUCAUGUCCACCACAUUAAAUGUGGCCCUGGUCAUGGCAUAAGUUUAGGAGGAUUAGGAAAAGACAAGAGUGUGGCAUGCGUAUCUGACAUCAUUGUUGAGGACAUUUCUAUGAAAAAUACUCUGUAUGGAGCAAGGAUCAAAACAUGGCAGGGAGGCAAUGGUAUGGUAAAAAAUGUAACAUUUUCAAGAAUUAAAGUGUAUGAUGUUAUGUUUCCAAUAAUGAUAGACCAAUACUAUUGUGACAAACAAAUCUGCAAGAACCAAACAGGAACAGUGGUAAUUUCUGGUGUUAAAUUUGAUCAAAUAAGUGGUAGUUAUUCAGUGCAGCCAGUCCACCUAGCUUGCAGCAAUUCCAUACCAUGUACAGAUGUUGAUUUAACUGACAUUCAGUUAAGGCCUUCCCUUAAAUAUAGAGGUUACCAACAAGCUAUGUGUUGGAAUUCUUAUGGAAAAUCACAAGGUCAAUUGGUACCUUCAAGUAUUGAUUAUUGUUUGAGAAGUGGUGGUGGAUUAAUAAAGAAGAUAGCAAAGUCACAUGAUAGUGUGUGUUAUAAAUUGUUUUAAAUGAUAUUUUCAACUAGUUUUGUGUUUUUGUUAAGUAGCUUCCCUUCUCCAUAUGCUUUUUAACUUUGUGGAGGUGAUGGUGGUGUAAAUUUUAGUUAAUUUUAUUUUCCCUUUUUAUUGGUUUAGAGUUUGGGUUCAACUUAACCAAGUUCUAUAAAACUCAAGUAUUUGUAAGGUGAGAAGUGUUUGUAUUUAUAAGUUAUAAGCAUA
This is a messenger RNA of Trifolium pratense (red clover), 1646 nucleotides long. RefSeq names its product polygalacturonase At1g48100. Gene Ontology annotation, biological process: carbohydrate metabolic process. Gene Ontology annotation, molecular function: polygalacturonase activity. The record is from RefSeq and is a predicted model, not a curated record. The coding region runs from base 60 to 1436 and encodes 458 amino acids. The transcript is spliced from 8 exons. NCBI's taxonomy places the organism in Eukaryota, Viridiplantae, Streptophyta, Magnoliopsida, Fabales, Fabaceae.